This is a messenger RNA of Pectinophora gossypiella (pink bollworm), 1508 nucleotides long. RefSeq names its product dnaJ homolog subfamily C member 28. Bases 98 to 1228 code for a protein of 376 amino acids. The record is from RefSeq and is a predicted model, not a curated record. The transcript has 4 exons. NCBI's taxonomy places the organism in Eukaryota, Metazoa, Arthropoda, Insecta, Lepidoptera, Gelechiidae.
GGUGACAGUUUUGUGACCAAUUUGUGACAGUAGGUACAAGUACCUAUGUUACUGACGAACACUAAUGUGUGAAUCCGGGUAAAUAAUAUUUUUGAAAAUGAAUAAAUUACCAGUGACGUAUACAAGAACUCGAGAUCUAUUUAAUAUUAGUUCCAGUUUUACAUUAUAUAAAAUUAUUCGUUUUAUUUCCGUUAAAGCUGUGGAUAAGACGAUAGAAGAGUGCUGUAAGCUGCUGGAAAUACCUGUUGACUCUAAACAGAUCAUCGCCCGCCAGGCGUUUCUGAAGCUAGCUAAGAAGUUUCACCCGGACUCUGGUUCCCCUGAAGCAGAUAUUGAUAAAUUUGUAGCCAUUGAAAAUGCUUAUAGAAUAAUUACUAAACAUAACACAGGCACCAGCAGUAGUGAAGAUGUUGAGAAAAUUGUUUACGACAUCAGGCACACAGCACCACAGCAUCGUCAGUACCUCAGCUACGAAGGUGUUGGUCAUGGCACUCCUUAUCAAAGAUCCAAACAGUGGUCCCAAGCCAGAGCUCAGAGGGCUUCGGAAAAUGUCAUGGAGUACCGAAUGGCUAAAACCAUUGCUACAGACAAAACUCUCAUGAAGAAAGGACAGUAUGGACAGAAACAUGACAUAAAAACAAAGUAUGGUUUUGAUAGACUAGUUGAAGAUCUGAUUCAAGAGUCGAUGUCUAAAGGGGAAUUCGAAAAAUUGAGUGGAAUAGGAAAGCCAUUAAAAAACCAAAAUAUGAACCCUUAUGUUGAUUUCACAACUCAUAAAUUGAAUGAGGUUUUAAUAAAUAAUGGUUUCACUCCCGAAUGGAUAACAAUGAGUAAGGACAUUGACCAAGACAUUGAGGCGUUGAGAAAAGAAAUAAUAAACGAUAGAAAGUACCUUGGGCCUUACCCUCUCAGCCCGGAGGACGAGAAAAAAUGGGAACGUAUAUACGAAAGCAAUAAAGAAUUGGCACAAUCUGUAAAUUGUAAAAUUAAUAAGUUCAAUCUAAUAGUUCCUUUGAUGAGUAAACAGAAAUUUCACAUACAUUUUGAGGAGAUGUGUGACGAUAUUCUGAAGAAUGGCCCACAUUCUGUGGAAAGGCCUUCUACUAACCAAGUUCAUGAGGAAACACAAGUCACACCUGUCAAUGACACAGGGGAGGAUUUAGUAGGAGUCUUAGCCAAAGCUAUAGGAGAACUGUUUAGUUUUAAAAAGAAGAAGAAUUAUGAUUAAAUAUAAAUCUAGUCUUCGGCUUACUAGUAGCAUUACUGAAGCUUCCAGCCCGGUACUGCACUUAUCUAUCCUUUUCUGUUACUCAAAACCAUAAUUUUCUAGAGCAAGAUUAUGUACUUUGUCACGAUAGGAUAAAAGCAUAGACAAGUGCGAUGGGAUGCGGCCAGAUUCAACCCUUAGGACCGAAUAAAAUCCAUAUCUUUGAAAUGUAAAGGUAAGAUUAAGGGUCUAAGCACAUUUGAAAGCACCUCAUCGAGAGAGCGCGCUUACACACGCUAUC